Molecule: messenger RNA, 4465 nt
Organism: Eurytemora carolleeae
Lineage: Eukaryota; Metazoa; Arthropoda; Copepoda; Calanoida; Temoridae
Exons: 3
Coding region: 37-4389 (1450 amino acids)
Source: RefSeq, a predicted model, not a curated record
UUCUAUAAGUUUUUUUCAGAUGAAUAAUCAUUAAAAAUGGAUGAUGUAGAAAUAUUAGAAGUAAAUUCUGGUCCAGAAAACGGACCCAGAACACCGGACGGUUCUGGUCAAAGAACACCAAAUAAACGCGGUCCAAUGACGCCAGAACACCGAGGACCACGGACUCCAGAUGGUCGUGGGCCACGAACUCCUGAAAGGACCGGACCCAGGACCCCUGACGGAUCCGGACCACGGACCCCUGAAUUAGAUCUUCCUGUGAAAUUGCAUGAUUGCAAAGGAAAGAUUCUGCUCUGCAGCCACUCUUUGAAGGCAGGGAUAGUGAAGACUGAAAAUCAGAGUGGACCAAUCUACUGUGUGUUUAGUUAUAGAAACCUUCAUCUCCCGGAGAACGCAAAGUUUGAGAAUAUGCACGUAUAUUGUGAUGCUUGGCUCAUGAAGCAGUCCGCCUUUAUACCAUACUUGGCGUCGGUAGUGUGGAGAGAAGAUUCUCCGCCCCAGGCUGAACAGAAACAACGGAUUUUAGGAAACCCUAAUCCUGCAGAUCAGGAUUUCUACGCCCAGGUUGCUGAGGAUAUGAGCCGGAUACUGAAGGAGGAGGAUGAGAACUCCCACGGAUACGAGGAUAGGAAAUCUCACAAGAAACAUAAAAAGCAAAGACGGAGGUCAAGGAGCAGGGAUAGAAAACGAUCUAGAAGCGGCGACCGACAUCGGUCACAUGACCGAGAUGAUAAGUACAGGGAUAGGAAAAAACAUAAACGUGAUCAUUCCCGUGAGCGGAGUAAGAGAAACAAAAGCUCUAAAGAAAGAAGGUUCAAAGAAGAGAGCCCGGAGAGAAAACAUAGAGAUUACAGUCCUGAUGAUGAGGCCCAGGAUCACCACGACGAAUACUACAGAGGAAGAUCUAGUUUCCGAGGACGAAUGAGAGGACGUAUGAGGAUGAUGAGAGGAGGAACUGGAGUUAUACCUGCACCCUCCUCCAAAGCUAAACUUGCAAUAGGUCGGAAUGUAUUUCCCUCUGAUGAAGACACCGAAGGUGCCCUUCCUACUUCCUCUGUUCCUAUGAGAGGUAGAGGUAGAGGAAGGUUUGUAAGAAUAGGCCGCGGAGCACUUCCUGGAUUAAAGUUAAAGAAAUUGGUUCACGGAGAAGAUGUGUCUACUACACCUGUUCCUACUGGAGAUGAUCGGCCGGGUCUUGGAUUCUCCGGCGGUGUCCAAUUGUCGGUUCGAGAUAAUGCGCGCUGGAGACGUUGGCAGCAGCUUAGCAGAUCAGGGAAGGACAAGGAAGGAAACGGAGGAUCUGUCCCCAGAGACGGGAGUCCUGGUUCAGGAGGGUCGGAGUUAGAUGAGUACGGGGCUAAUGCUGAAUCUUUAAAGAAACCAAUAAAAAAGUAUGUGAGUAGAUCAAAGUCUCCGGUGACUUCCGGAGUCAACGGACUCCGAGUAUCCGUUCUUACCUACGAGAAUGAAGAGGUUGGAAUCUUGUCUGGUCCCAAAGAAACAAAAAUUCUGUUUCAUAUUAACCAAGUCUGGAUAAAGCAUCCUUCAGCAGGAUUUUCUCCGUUUACAGAAAUAUAUCCAACCGGAGACCUUUCCAAGCAUUUCUAUCCUGGUAGAGAGGUGAGCUGUCACAUCCGCGAGAUUCCUAAAACAAGAGACGUGAAAGGUCAGGCGGAGGCAGUUUGGCUGCAAGGGUUUCCUCCAGAACCAGCGCUGUUCCGGUUCCGGGAACUUCCGGCGGAACUAAACUUUCAUCUGGCGCAGUAUCAGUCUGGGAAAUGCGGGAAACUAGAAAUGGUGCUUAGUGUUGACAAACACAGCUCGUUGGAGGGCACUGUGCAGGAGUACGUGAGCUUUGAGAUGGGUGUGGUUCGUCUGAUGGGUAAGGAGGGAGCGUGUGCUUUGUUCCAUUUGGAUCAAGUUUGGAUAUAUGAGGACAGGAACUGGGUUCUCUUCAAGGAUGUGAUAAAAAGUCCGUUAAGCGUUGAUUAUCUUCCGAUUGGGUCUGUAGUGUCUCUCAGUGUGAGGAAACUACCGUGCAGUUCUUAUAGUCAUCUUAGAUACCAGGCAAUGGUAAUCUGGAAUAAAGAGCUGUGCAGACACAGAGAAGCACAUGCUCCCCCAGCAGAUAGUUGGAGUAUGUUUACUAGACGAGGGUUGGAGGAUGGUCAGGUUCCUCCGGGAUAUAUUCACAUGUACUCCCUCCCGGAGAACCAUCUUAAGCUCAUCAAAACAUUAGAUGUACAUUUCGACAACUUCAAGAAGUUAGGAAAACUGGAUUUGAAGAAUAUGAACGCUGUUCCUGUACUUCUUAAUCUACUUCCGCCGAUGUGGGAGGCCAAGGUGUACAAGGUGGUUGAUGAUGAAAAUGGUGUGAUUAUUAUCAAGCACCGCCGUGGAGGGAAUCUGACUGACGAUCCUAAACUGAGGAUUACUAAAAUGUUUGCAAUAUUCCACGUUGAGGACGUUUAUACUGGGACAGGAGAAAAGUUUCGUAAAUCUCCGUCCGAGUUUAUGCUGCAGCUACAUGGACAGGAGGUUGACCUCACAGCUAGAUCUAUAGUUGGAGAGGGAGCAUAUGAGGGAGUGUUUACAGCUGCCAGUCAACUCAACCUUUCUCUGAUGAACCCGAACGUUGCCUGCCCCGUUCUCCAGGCGGUUACUGUGUUCAUAAAGACGACUCCUGAAACUGAACCUAAUACAAGGUUAGCUCCUAAACCAACGUUCCUCCGGGUAUACCCGGAUAGUUUUCACGCAGAACACUCCUGCACAGCUUUCUUUUUGAACUGUGAACUUUUGAUCAAGUUGGAUCUAAAAACUUUGAAUUUUUUCAACGCAACGAACCAGGCCCGAAUGCAGAAAGAAAUCAUCAACGGUAUCCCCAUGGCUUACUUUCAUCAGAUGAAGAAGAGCGUGAGUACUGAUAAACAGGAGCAGAUUAAGCUCAUACAAGAAAUGAGUUUGGUUGAUGUCAAUAAAACCUCUGGACUGGUUUAUGGAUCCUAUAGAGAGCUUCCACAACCCCCAAUCCGACCAAAUUAUCCUUCACAAUUAUCCAAUGUCCCCUGCUCCCCUAGACUCCUUUACCAGCAAGGAUUGUUCGCCAAGGAAGGAGUAAUACUUUGCGAGAUUCCUACUCCAUCAGGACACCGUAUUGCUGUUUAUGCGUUCUUCGAUAUGUCCAACUACAAGUUCUCUAUUUCUAAGGAGCUGAGAAUCAAGAAUUUUGCAGAUAAUAUUCCCAUUUUCUCUUCUCCGUCCUUGAAAGCACACAUAAUCCUUAUCAACCCUAACAAUCCUAUCCCAUACAUUGCAACCGCAGUUUGGAACCCUGUGUACUGGAACAGGUCCCCGGACAACCAGGGAAAGAUGGAUGAUAUUUUUCUUCAAAAAUACGAACGAUUGACGUCACUGAUCACAAGUAAACCUGGAACUAUUAUCCCUGUAACUAGUCUCCCUCCUCCCAGUGUGUACGGAUCUGCGAAGAUACAAAAUAUCCCGAAUCAAGUUCAGCACCGGCAACCACCUCCUCCCCGUCUACUCUGGGCGAAUAAACCUCUGCUCAGGGAGGUGGUGGGACGAGUUACGAGUAUCAUUGAUGAGAACUACGGGUUGGCAGUGGUCAAGUUUGCCGGACCUCCUCCUACCUUCGAUAGGAACCGUGCAAUUGUACUGUUUGACACAUGUGAUCUUUGGGUUGGAGAACACACAGCAACGGAGUUGAACAUGAACCUGAACCAAUGUUUACGAGAAGGAGACUAUAUCAAGGUUAAAGCUCUGUUAGUUCCAGAGUCGGAGAAUUUAAAGAAUAUCAGAUAUCUUGCAACUGGUGUGGUUACUGGCCGAACCAAGACCGAGGUUCGGAAUAUCCCGCUACCGGAGCAGGAACGGUUGGAGAACAUAGAUCGGAUACACCCCGAUAAGUUAAACAACUUCUAUCAGGUCGUGUCCGUCGUCUGUGCCAACAUUCCCGGGGACGCCGAGGAGGAAGCCCAGGGUGUCUCAACCGACGAGGAGUCGCUACCUAAGACGAAAAUAAAUUUCGGAGGCGCCGGUUCAAAUCCGGCCCCGUACUCACAGGACGGACAGUUUAGUAGGUCUAGCAUGAUGUCUAUGGACGCAUUUGAGGAGGAGAGAGAGAAGAAAAAGAACGCUAAAGCCCUGGAAUGUUCAAAUGCGCGAAGAAAAAUGGGGUACAGUAAAGAUGCGCGUGAGAAGUUGCUUGCGGAGAUGAAAUUAGCCAAUCAGCUGAUGUGGAAGUGCACGGAUUGUCAGAUCAGUUGUGCUAAACCUGGCAUGGAAAAACAUAUUCAGUUAAAAACUCAUUGGGACAAAGUUUUGGAAAAUUAUUCUAAAAAACUGGAUGCAAUGCGCCCUAAUCCUGUAUUUUAAUGUCAAUUAUGUUUCGUUGAUUGUAAUUAGUAAUUAUGAAAUAUUUGAUUUGUUAAUAAUAACGAUUAAUUAUUUA